AUGGGUUUCUUUAGGCUGCUGGUUACAGAUGGAAUACUGCAGCUCGUAGUUGAUGAAACAAACGGUAACACACGCAACAUAUUUGCGAGCGAAAAUACAAAAGAGGGUUCUGGGAUUAGUAAUUGCAAACCUGUAAGCAUAGGAGAAAUACUAGUCUUCCUGUGUAUUUCAUUACAUAUGGGUAAUGUCAAAUAUGCCCGAUUGGAAGACUACUGGAAGAAAGACCCGCUGUUCGAAAAUAGAGGAAUAGCAAUGAGUAUGGGCAGAGAGAGAUAUUUGUUCAUCUUACGCUCACUGCAUUUUACAAAAAAUCCAGAGUCAGGAGACCCGAAACCAGAUGAUCGACUACAUAAGGUAUGCCCUAUAUUGAAUUAUUUUAAUAAUCAGGCGUAUUAUACAGGUAGGGAUCUAUCUUUAGAUGAAUCAAUGAUUCUUUGGAGGGGACAAUUGUCAUUUAGACAAUAUAUAAAGAACAAAAGGAAUAAAUAUGGCAUCAAAUUGUACAUGCUAAAUAAUCCACACAGUUUUGUAAAUGGGGAUGCAUGGUGA
Messenger RNA from Schistocerca piceifrons (Central American locust), 549 nucleotides. RefSeq names its product piggyBac transposable element-derived protein 4-like. Bases 1 to 549 code for a protein of 182 amino acids. The record is from RefSeq and is a predicted model, not a curated record. The transcript has a single exon. Lineage: Eukaryota; Metazoa; Arthropoda; Insecta; Orthoptera; Acrididae.